UCGUGGCAAGAUGGCGUCCCUGGAUCGGGUGAAGGUUCUGGUGUUGGGAGACUCAGGUGUUGGGAAAUCUUCACUCGUCCAUCUUCUAUGCCACAAUCAAGUAUUAGGAAAUCCGUCAUGGACUGUGGGCUGCUCAGUGGAUAUCAGAGUUCAUGACUACAAAGAAGGGACCCCUGAAGAGAAGACCUACUAUAUAGAACUGUGGGAUGUUGGAGGCUCCGUGGGCAGUGCCAGCAGCGUGAAAAGCACAAGAGCGGUGUUCUACAACUCUGUAAAUGGCAUCAUUUUAGUACACGACUUAACAAAUAAGAAGUCAUCCCAAAACUUAUAUCGCUGGUCAUUGGAAGUUCUCAAUAGGGAUGCAGUUCCAACCGGAGUCCUGGUGACAAAUGGGGAUUAUGACCGAGAACAGUUUGCUGAUAACCAAAUCCCACUGUUGGUAAUAGGGACUAAACUGGACCAGAUUCAUGAAACCAAGCGCCAUGAAGUUUUAAUCAGGACAGCUUUCUUGGCUGAGGACUUCAAUGCUGAAGAGAUUAAUUUGGAUUGCACAAAUCCACGGUCCUCAGCUGCAGGCUCCUCCAAUGCUGUCAAGCUCAGUAGAUUUUUUGAUAAGGUUAUAGAAAAGAGAUAUUUUUUUAGAGAAGGUAAUCAGAUUCCAGGCUUUUCUGAUCGGAAGAGGUUUGGAGGAGGGGCACUGAAGAAUUUCCACUGUGACUGAGUCACCCUCAGCCCUGGAAGAGCAAGGGAACAGCAGCAGUGUGCACAGCUUCUUCUUGCUGUGCCGGGUCAUUAACUUCUCAGGCUUUGGUAAAAACAUCUCAAAAUGCUACCUCACCCUCUCAUGGAAAAUUGAAAGGAAGCAGCCACGUGGAAGGGCCUAGCUCUGCCUGUUCUCUGUCUCCCUCACCCCCCUGCCCCUGUUUAUAGCUUAUGUAAAAGCCUUGUGAUGACAUGAGGUCUUGUCAGACCUGUGCAGUAAAGGACUGGAGGCAACGGCUGCAGAGAAGGCUGACUCUUGCUUAGAACCAGAGGGUUUUACAGGCCUGCGAUUUUCCCACACUCGCUGCUGAAGGCUUAAUUAAGUAGUUCAGAAACAUAUCUGUGUUGUUUUACCUUCCUGAGGGGAAAGGUCAUGUUAAUCAGCCCUGAGUUAUCCACCCCAAACUAUCCCUGUCAUUUUAAAAGAAGCCAAAUGGUGUUAUUUCAUUUUCUCCGUCCUCAUUACACACAGGGAUAUCUAAGAAUAGCAACCCCAUCUCCUCCGCUCUCUCUGGGAAAAGGCUUAGUGUCUGGGAGAGAGUGAUGAACUAAUAGCUGGAGUUAAAUAGAAAUACAAAUUAAUAAUACAUGGAGAACAGGGCAGAGAGGAAGGCUUUGUGUAAGUCCCCGGCUCUAUGGUUGGCAGCUUUCAAAAGGCUCUUUCUGCUUUCUGUUUGGAAAUUGAGUGAAAUCUGAGACCCACACUAGGCCAGUAAAACGGAUUUAUUGCCUCUUUAGUGGGGUUCUUUUUUUCCCCUUUUCCCAGUUUGUUUGGUUAGUUGUUCUGUUUAUUUGUAAGGAAAUUCAAUUCUUGAAAUAUCCUUUAAUAUGAUGAACAGUAAACUAAGAAUAUUAUCCUAUAUUAACAGUGUAUUUAUGAGAAAGUCAAUUAAGUUCCAGAGUGAUGCAUUCACAUACAUUAUGAGCCAGUGUUGGAAAUUUUAUAACCACACCACAGCUCUUUGGCGGUGGUAUAUAUGUAUAUGUUUGCAUAAUUGUUCUUCAUUGUCUUUUAGCCCAUCUUUUUCGCAGGUUUAAUCUUUCGGCCCAGUUCCUUAGUUUAUAAAAUUGGUUGCCAAAAAAGACUGUAAUUGGCCAUUGUGUUCAACACCUUGUUAUUCAGAUGCUUCUGUCUCUGCAGCAGCUUUUUGCUCCCUGGUUUUGUACCAAAUUAAAAAAAUAAUAGGAUGAA
Grammomys surdaster is the source of this 1954-nucleotide messenger RNA. RefSeq names its product RAB, member of RAS oncogene family like 3 (gene Rabl3). The transcript is spliced from 8 exons. NCBI's taxonomy places the organism in Eukaryota, Metazoa, Chordata, Mammalia, Rodentia, Muridae. The coding region runs from base 11 to 721 and encodes 236 amino acids. Gene Ontology annotation, cellular component: endomembrane system. Gene Ontology annotation, molecular function: GTPase activity. Gene Ontology annotation, biological process: intracellular protein transport. The record is from RefSeq and is a predicted model, not a curated record.